Molecule: messenger RNA, 1062 nt
Organism: Auanema sp. JU1783
Lineage: Eukaryota; Metazoa; Nematoda; Chromadorea; Rhabditida; Rhabditidae
Source: the annotation of a GenBank genome assembly
AUGUCUAUAACUCAUCAUAUAAGGGAGCCUUUCAAUCAAAAGUUAUACCAAUUCUAUUGUUGGCUAUGUGAACAAUCCACAGAACUAACAGCUCAUCAAGCCACAUUCCUUAUAGAGGAGAUACAACGCUUAGCCGGGUACCCAUCCACAUCCAAACACUUUGCUUUCAAUGGAGAAGAUGUCUCCUACAGGGAAUUAUUAUCUUUAUUGGAAAACUUAUUUGCUGAUGAUACUAAGGAAUUAGAAUGUACAAUCGAUGCUUUGUUUGAUCGUUACUUAAACCAAGUUAUAAAUAAGGGUUUUAUCCGAUUCCGCUGUAAAUCCGCUGGGAAGAUAGGUUGCUUCACGCGCUUGAACCGAUGGAGUAACGUUUGGAUUUCUGUCGAGCCUGGCCUCGUCGUUUUACAAAAGUUGAAACGAAACAGCAUGGGCCAAAAGAUUGAAAUCACCCUUGAUAGGUCUUACACAUUAAAAAACUUGUACCAAGAAGACAGCAUGUUCAUAACCGGUGUUGAAGGCAAUUCCAAGACAUUUGAAUUUGCUCAUUACGAUUUGAAUUCAUGUCGCUUACUAGAGAAAGCACUUCAAUUAUCGUUAACUGUCUUAACAGCUGAAGAACUGACACGAGUUGAUAAACGAACUGCAAGUCAUUACCAUGGUCAAGAAGUCGAAUUGGAGGCAGAAAAGCGGGAAAGAUUAGAAAAAGAAAAGUUGAAGCUGGAACGAGCACUGGAGGAAGAGAGACAAGCUUUGAAAGACGAGGAAAUAGUAAGAGGAUUAGCGACGAGAAUGCUGGAGGAAGAGAGGUUAAAAAGCGAGCAGAUGGAACGCGUGCUUGAAGAACUUCAGCAGAGGUUAUACACCAGAAAUCUCACAGACGAAGAUGAGGCCCCAACUGAUGAUGAUCAACCAGAGCCAUACGAAGUAGACCCCAUUAAUGAUCAAACAUUCAGAGAAUAUGCAAAUGAAUUGGAACAUAUGCAUCAAGAGUCAUUACUACCGAAUGGAGAAGACAUAUGGAGUAAGCAGGAUCUGCUAAUAAUAUCAACGCAAUCUAUUUGA